Protobothrops mucrosquamatus (brown spotted pit viper) is the source of this 3574-nucleotide messenger RNA. It is a transcript of the gene TIA1, whose product is annotated as TIA1 cytotoxic granule associated RNA binding protein. The coding region runs from base 2 to 1180 and encodes 392 amino acids. The transcript has 13 exons. Gene Ontology annotation, molecular function: mRNA binding. The record is from RefSeq and is a predicted model, not a curated record. Lineage: Eukaryota; Metazoa; Chordata; Lepidosauria; Squamata; Viperidae.
CAUGGAAGACGAGAUGCCGAAGACGCUGUAUGUGGGGAACCUGUCGAGAGAUGUUACUGAGGCCCUAAUUCUCCAGCUGUUCAGUCAGAUUGGACCGUGCAAAAAUUGCAAAAUGAUAAUGGAUACAGCUGGAAACGAUCCGUACUGUUUUGUGGAAUUCUAUGAGCAUCGUCACGCAGCCGCAGCUUUAGCGGCAAUGAAUGGGCGGAAGAUAAUGGGUAAGGAGGUCAAAGUGAACUGGGCAACAACCCCCAGCAGCCAGAAGAAAGAUACCAGCAGUAGUACCGUUGUCAACACACUGCGUUCACAAGACCACUUCCAUGUGUUUGUUGGAGACCUCAGCCCAGAAAUUACAACUGAAGAUAUAAAAGCAGCUUUUGCACCAUUUGGAAGAAUAUCGGAUGCCCGAGUUGUUAAGGACAUGGCAACAGGAAAAUCAAAAGGAUAUGGCUUUGUUUCUUUUUUCAAUAAAUGGGAUGCAGAAAAUGCAAUUCAACAAAUGGGGGGACAGUGGCUUGGUGGAAGACAAAUCAGGACUAAUUGGGCAACACGCAAACCUCCAGCUCCAAAGAGUACAUAUGAAUCAAAUGCCAAACAGCUCUCCUACGAUGAUGUUGUAAAUCAGUCCAGUCCAAGUAACUGCACUGUGUAUUGUGGUGGUGUAACUUCAGGUCUGACAGAACAGCUGAUGCGCCAGACAUUUUCUCCAUUUGGGCAGAUAAUGGAAAUUCGAGUCUUUCCAGAUAAAGGGUACUCCUUUGUACGGUUCAAUUCUCAUGAAAGUGCUGCACAUGCGAUUGUUUCGGUCAAUGGCACAACAAUAGAAGGGCAUGUGGUGAAAUGCUAUUGGGGCAAGGAGACACCAGACAUGAUCAACCCAAUUCAACAGCAGAAUCAAGUGGGGUAUCCGCCUCCUUACGGGCAGUGGGGCCAGUGGUAUGGAAGCGCCCAGCAGAUUGGCCAGUAUAUGCCUAAUGGCUGGCAAGUCCCUGCAUAUGGGAUGUAUGGGCAGGCGUGGAACCAGGGGUUCAGUCAGACACAGUCAUCUGCAGCAUGGAUGGGUGCAAAUUAUGGUGUACCACCCCCUCCACCGCCCCCACCACCACCACCCCAGGGGCAAAAUGGAAGUGUCCUAACUAGUCAAACUGGAUAUCGGAUGGCAGGUUUUGAAACACAGUGAGAGACAGAGAAGGACUCUGGAAUAGAACACCUGUGGCUUUGAGGCUGUAUGGAGCAUUGUAAAAUCCUUUGUUUACUUAAAAAAAAUCUAUCCAAUCAAGUCAGUGCAAAAGUCAAACAGUAUUUAUUUUUAAUCAUGAAACGUUGUUGUUGUCCACGCUUUUUUUUAAAGACACACAGGAAAUACUAGAUGCUGGAUAUCUGCCAACUUUUGCCUUCUUUUCCUCUUUUGAGAUGUGUUUCUUAAGAUCCAUGUUUGAAACACAACUAAUGCAGGGAUUUCUGCCACUUUUAGUAUAGCGGCAGGAAAUUGCACAAUAUCAGACUUUUUUUUCCACUGAAGUAGUAUGCAGUCUAGUUUGCAUUCCUAGUAUGACUUAAAUGUACAUGAAAGAAGUUAUACGAGAGAAAAAAGACACGCCAAAACUGUGUGAAUUCUGGGGGUUUAUUGAAAUCUUCAGUUUGUGCACAAUUCUGUUUUAAAGAGAGCCUGAUGUAUAAAGUGUCCAUCUCCUUGCUUUUGUUAUACUGGGAUUUCAAAUAUAACUUAUUCGUUUACAUUAUUUUGUACCUAAACAUUUUUCGGAAAAUGGUUUUUGCCUUACUAUCACUAUUAAAUUAUGAAGUAGGAGUCAGGAUGUGGGCAAGCGCCUCGUGCUCAGAGAAUCCAGCUCUGGGGCUCGGUGUCAGGCUGUCCCUGUUCAUUGACUCAGUGACCUCCUUCACGGAUGAACAUAAGCCCAGUUCAGAUCUUAUUAAAAUGUGACACGAUCUUAGGAGCCAGCUUUUUAAAACCUGUCCGUUUUUACAUUUACAUAUAUCCUUUAUCAUGUAAACUAUUUUAGCAAAUUAAUAUUUUCACAAAAGUCGCUCAGCUUUUGUAUGUCUCCUUUGAAAGAGUAAGAGACAGGAAGAACUACAUGACUUAUGGCUAUAAUUUAAGCUUUGACUUUUGCAUGUGAAUAUCUAAUACACUGUUAGACUUUGAAUAAACAGUCAUGCUCUCGUUUUUCAGAGAUAGAGAGAAUACAUUGGUCUUGGCAGCUUUUUACUGACGUGGAGCAAGUCUGACUUGAUUUAGCAUGUACAGAUAGAGCUGUUAAACUAUAUAGCGUUGUGUCUUAUCAAGCCAGGAGUAAAAGGAGUGCUUCAGCUGAAGCCUGAAGGACCAACUGGAUAAAGCAUUUUUGAAUUGUUCAGAGGCCAAAUAAUAAUAAUAAUAAUAAAUAAAUAAUAGCGUUUUCCUACCUCCUUGGCUAGUUUUCAGAUGAUGCAGAAGGAACGCUACUCUGGGUGUAGUGAUUAUCUAUCCCAAUUAACAUCUGGGCACGUGGAGAUGUUUGCUUUCCAUUUUGCUUUGGUUGUAGUGGAGCAACCGUUUGAGAAGUUGCCGGUAUGCACAAUACAGCGACCAGCCACCCUCAUUUGAUGGAACAAAAGGGGCCAGAACCAAAGCAGAGGGUUGGCUGCUAGGAAAACAAAUUGUCUUGUAGACAGGUCCUGGCCCUAACAUUUUAUAAAUAAAGCAUCCCCAAAAGAUGCCAUUGAAUUUGUAGAUUAAUUUCACUCACGUCUGCUUUAACAUUUGUAUAAACCUAUCUUUUUUCUGCUUACUAUCUCUGUCUGCACAAUUCUUUUAAAAGAGAAAUGUGAACAGGUGUGAGGUGAGCCUAGUGCCAUUUGGGGAGUUUUCGUUGUAUAUAUUUUCAAUAGCAGAAUUGAGUACAGAUUUCUUUCGCAGAAGCCAGCAAAGAUCCCACAGCCAGCAAACCAAGAAAGUUUCAACAUCUUGACAAUAUUUGUUAUUGUCCCCGAGUAAGUUGAGUUGAGUAACACAAGCUUUAAUGCAUUUCAACAAUAUGUAAAUAUUUGAAAGGGUAAGGCAAAAAAAGAUUUUCAGUAUUUUUUAAAAGUUGUAUUACGGCUUCAGUCUGACAAUACUAUGAAAGCAAUGGAUUGCCCUGUUGGUUUCCUGGGAGGAGACCCUUCCCUGCUGAGCCUCCGUGAACCAGACCCGAUUUUGCGUCCCAUUAGUGGAAGCUUUUUAAGGGCCACUGUUGCUGCAGCCAGGGUGUGACACGGGCCCUAAGGAAAAAGGAGGGACUGUUUCUUCCUCUUCCUCUCCCCCAGCUUCUCUCUCAUUCAGGCAUCAGCUUUCUUACUCUCUCAGAUGUGCAAACAGGAUCUAACAGUCUUCGGGCAACAGGAGAAAAUGCUGCCUGGGUGUGUUGUUUUUUUUAAGUAGCAGCCCGUUUUUUUUAUUUCUGUAUGAACUUUGGAAGCUUCAUUUAAACGAAUGUGUUUUGAUACUUAUGUACAGAAGUUGAAGAACUUCACUCCAGAAGCCCUGACUUUUGAAAGCCAUUAAGAUGUUAAUAAAAGAUGUGAGCUCGCA